Molecule: messenger RNA, 2572 nt
Organism: Hippocampus comes (tiger tail seahorse)
Lineage: Eukaryota; Metazoa; Chordata; Actinopteri; Syngnathiformes; Syngnathidae
Gene: slc4a1ap
Product: solute carrier family 4 member 1 adaptor protein
Exons: 14
Coding region: 41-2452 (803 amino acids)
Molecular function (GO): protein binding
Source: RefSeq, a predicted model, not a curated record
AACAAGACCCGGACUAAAUAGACCAUCGCACCAAACAAACAUGGCCGCCUCCGAGCAGCUCGACGUGAGCGCAAUAAAGUCGGAUGAAAAAGAGACCAACUCAGCGAAGGGAACGGACGAGCGCUUGCUCGCAGAGAAUGACACGAAAUCCGAAAAGAACGAAAUGCCUGGAGCUGAUCAGGAAACAACGGACCCUUUUAAAAAACCAAUUGCGUUCGCUGCGUCUUCUCUCGCCAGCAAACGCAGCCUGAGCGCUCCUGCUUCCUCCAAACCCGAAGCCGAGAGGAAUCCCGGGAAAGAAAGCAAGCAAGCACACGUUGAGGAAUCUAAUUGUGAGCCAUCUGUAUUUCCAGAAGACGACAACGAAACGUCGGAGAUUGGGCCAGAAAAGAAUACAAAUGGUGAUGAACACAGAGACGUCGCUUCACUAAACGUGAAACCAGAAUCUAAACACAGGGUGCUACCGUCCAAGGUUCCUGCUGCUGGCAAGUUCCCUCCUCUCCCAUACACAGAGCCUAAGUGGGGUGGCCCUGCUCCGGAUGACCUCUAUGCUCUUGAAAUUCUAAAAAACGGCACCAUAGUGGACAGGGUGCCCCUCAGGCAUCGAGGCUACUUUGUGGUUGGGCGUUUACCGGUGUGUGACGUCUCUCUAGAACACCCGUCCAUUUCCAGGUACCAUGCUGUCAUCCAGUACCGCCUACAUGCCGGCGAAGGGGAGUCUGUCGGCGAGGAUCGAGGUUUCUACAUCCAGGACUUGGGCAGCACACACGGCACAGUCGUAAACAAGAACAAAAUUCCUCCUAAAACGUUCAUCAGACUCCGUGUUGGACAUGUCCUUAAGUUCGGCGGCAGCACGAGACUGUUCAUCCUACAGGGUCCAGAGUUUGAUGAGGAAGAAGAGUCUGAACUGACAGUCACAGAGCUGAGGGAGCAAGGCAGGAAACAGAGGGCGGAGCUAGAGAAGAGAAUGAUGGGAGAGGGGCCUGAUGAUGACGAGGGAGAGGACAAGGAUGAAGUAACAAGCGGCAAGAGCAAAGUGUCCAGUGAAGACUCGGGCUGUUCUUGGGGAAUGGCCGAGGAGCAGCUCCCAGAACAAGACGAAAAUGAGGAGAACCCCUUCUCAACAGAGUUCCAAGAAGACCAGGAAGCUGCUUACUUAAAGGACCCUAAAAAGGCCUUACAGGGGUUUUAUGACAGGGAAGGCGAAGAGCUGGAGUUUGAGUAUGAAGACAAAAGCCACGGCAGCUGGCUCUGCAGGAUCAAGCUUCCGGUGGACGAUGCCUUGGGCCGACAGCUCGUUGCCGAGGUGACCCACACGGGCAAGAAGAAAGAAGCGGCAGUCCAGUGCUGCCUCGAGGCCUGCCGCAUGCUCGAAGCCCGAGGACUGCUGCGCCAGGAAGCAGUGUCCCGCAAGCGCAAGAAAAAGAACUGGGAAGAUGAGGACUACUAUGACAGUGACGACGACACCUUCCUGGACCGGACGGGCACCGUUGAAAAGAAGAGGAAAGAAAGAAUGAAAAAAGCAGGAAAGAUUGAAGAGCGGACCGAGACCUACGAGUCACUGCUGGUCAAGUUAUCACAGGUAGAGAAGCAGGUAGCAGAAGCACAGAAAAAGCUCAGCACCCCUGGGAAAGACUCUUCUGGUUCUUCGACCGAUGACCCGUUGGACGCUUUCAUGACCGCUGUGCGCAGCGAUGCGACCAUGGAUGCCCUGGAGCGCAGGAAGCUGCAUGUGCACAUCGCGGAUCUCCGAAAAGAUGCCCAGCGGCUGCGCAAAUUGGUGGAACUCACUCGCCCUUCACAGCUUCCCUCGUUGCUACCCAGUGGCAGCUCAACGUCUGAGAAACCGAAGAAAGUCUUGCCGCUUUUUGGAGCCAUGAAGGGAGGAUGCAAGUUUAAGCUGAAGACUGGAACUAUUGGGAAGUUGCCUCCUAAGCAGCCCAUCUUGCCUCCUGAACUCUUUAACAUGAAAGAACUUCCGCCAGGAGGAGAAGAGGAGGAGGAGGAGGAAGGAGAAGAAAAGGGGGAGGAAGAGCCGGAGAUGGCUGAAAAUAAGGAGGAUCAUGAAAAUAAACCAUGCGAGAUGAAUGUUGAUCCGUUAGAGGCCGAUGACCUCAUAUCUCAAGCGACUUCAGGACAGAAAGGAGAAAAAUCAGUGUUGGAGCUGAAAGAACAAAAUCCUGAAAAGAGGAAAAGCGCGGCUUGUACCGACACGGGGAACCCGUUUCCUCAUCAGAACAUCAAGUCCAACCACGACCAACCAUCUUCCGAAUCCAGAGACAAGGGUGAUGAGGAUCUUAAUCCAAAAAAGAAAAAGAAAGGCAUGGGCAAGCCACCAGCGCAGCUCUCGAGUCAGUAUCCACAGGACGACCCCGAUUACUGUGUUUGGAUGCCGCCGGCAGGGCAGACUGGAGAUGGCCGCACCCAUCUUAAUGAGAAGUAUGGCUACUGAGUGGAAAACCCGCCCCCUUGUCAUCGAGUCAUAUCUGACCCAACACAUCAACAGCUCCUACACGUCCGGCACCAUCACACGAUAUGAUCAAGCUCAUGAGAGACCACGAGGGAAUCAAAA